Molecule: messenger RNA, 1719 nt
Organism: Fusarium tjaetaba
Lineage: Eukaryota; Fungi; Ascomycota; Sordariomycetes; Hypocreales; Nectriaceae
Product: transporter HOL1
Exons: 5
Coding region: 1-1719 (572 amino acids)
Biological process (GO): transmembrane transport
Molecular function (GO): transmembrane transporter activity
Source: RefSeq, a predicted model, not a curated record
AUGCCUCUGGGGAUCCUCGAAGCAAAGGGGAUCGAGCAUGUUCCUGGCACAACCCAGUACUUUGACGAUCCGUCUCGACCUCAGAUAGCUGGCGAGCAUCAUGGAAACCUCAAGCGCGUACAAGUUGGGACCGAAACCAUUAUCCUCAUCCCUCAGCCUUCUGAUGACCCAAACGAUCCGUUGAACUGGUCACUUUUGCGACGCGACCUGAUUACCUUUCUGCUCUGUUUCGCGGGUAUUCUCGCUACCGCACUCGGUCCUAUCCUCGCUGCCAAUACGAUCACAAUAUCUCUACUCUUCUCGAAGGAUUUCACAAAGGUUGCCCUAUUGACUGGAUAUUUCUUACUGGGAUGCGGCGCUGGUGCUAUUUUCUUCGUUCCGUCCGGCCGUAUCUGGGGAAAGCGACACUUGUUCCUCAUAGGUAUCCUCAUUCUUAUCGCCUCCAGCGCGUGGGCUGGGUCUGUAGGAACCAAUUAUGGAAGUUUUAUUGGAGCCAGAAUUGUUCAAGGCGUUGGUUGCGCACCCUACGAGAGCUUGCUCAAUGCAGCUGUGGGUGACCUCUACUUUGUCCACCAGCGAGGAGUGAGAAUGGCCUUUACGAACCUGGCGGUCUUCGGUGGUGCCUUCUUCACACCCAUCUUGGUGGGCAAAAUCACUGAUUCCAUGGGAUGGAAGUGGACGUUCUACUUUGUUGCCAUCUUUCUUGCUGCUACACUCCCAGCCAUUUUCUUCUUCUGCCCCGAGACGGCAUAUCGACGAGAAGCCAGUCUGAACACCGACACGACCGGUGAGUUAGGAAUAGAAUUGACUACUAAGGAUAAACGUCAAACGCCGUCACCGCAGGCAGAGUCCGGAUCUUCUCAUUCUCCGGAACUUGCCCAGCACUCUGCUGGUUUCACCUUCUUGCCCAAGUCCAAUGCUCUUCAACCAAUCGGCCAUUCUAAUACACCUAAGAAGACCUUUCUUCAGUCGAUCUCUCUCUUUGAUGGCCGGAAGACGGACGAGCGAUAUUGGGUCCUUUUGCUGCGACCGUUCCCCCUCCUCACUCAUCCAGCAUUUAUCUGGGGCUGCCUGAUCCAGGGAGCCAUGAUCGGCUGGACAGUAUUUAUCGGAGUCAUUGUCGCCGCCAUUUUCAUAGGGUCUCCCUAUUACUGGGAUGAGGUUGAUGCCGGCUACACUUACACGGGCCCUUUCAUCGGUGCCGUCCUAGGGUUUGUCCUGGCAGGUCUGCUCGCUGACACAAGCGUCAAGUACAUGACCAAGCUCAACAAAGGCAUAUACGAACCAGAGUUUCGCAUUCUUCUUGUGAUCCCUAUGAUGAUCAUUGGAGGGAUCGGACUCUAUGGGUUCGCCUUAACGGCACCUGGUGUGGUAAAAAAGGAAUACUCAUAUGUCAUACCUUUGAUGUUUUUCGGAUUUGAAGUCGCAGGGAUGGUCAUUGGUGCUGUGGCCAGCUCACUUUACAUUGUUGAUGCCUAUCGGGAUUUGACCAUUGAGGGCUUCACCAUCAUGAUCAUAUUCAAGAACUUUUUCAGUUUCAUCUUGACUUUCUUUGCCUACGAUUGGAUCAAUCAGGGUGGUAUCGAACGAACAAUGCUGGCGAUCUCCUCAAUUCAAGUGGUGGUGUGCCUUAUCAGCAUCCCUAUGUAUAUCUACGGUAAGCGGGUGCGAGCAUUCUACUACCGCCAUGAUCUGCUUGAUAUGACUGGCCUUCGCUAG